Messenger RNA from Mycetomoellerius zeteki, 1422 nucleotides. RefSeq names its product ADP ribosylation factor-like 4 (gene Arl4). NCBI's taxonomy places the organism in Eukaryota, Metazoa, Arthropoda, Insecta, Hymenoptera, Formicidae. The transcript is spliced from 4 exons. The record is from RefSeq and is a predicted model, not a curated record. Bases 522 to 1145 code for a protein of 207 amino acids. Gene Ontology annotation, molecular function: GTP binding; GTPase activity.
GUUCAGGUUCAGGUUGGUUCGCUACGCGUCAUAGCAUCGGAUCGUUUCAGUUCAUUUCAGUUCGCCUCGGUGGUCUCGAACUACUCGGGUACGCGUUUUGAGCAGUCGUGUUAAUUGCUGCUUACACAGGUUCUCGUGGAUAAUCUCUCGCUGUCUGCCAGUGCACGCAAGAUAUCAGUGGGUCAGUGCUUUUUGUGCCAAAUCCAUGGAUUUGGAUAUGCCCGCGGACAUGGAUUAUACUUCCGGAUUUAACAUGACGAUGCGGUAGUGGAUAACUUCGCAGUAGCGGACUCAAGGUUGAAUUUGAAGAAGAAAGGUAUUUUUCGCGUGCAGCACAGGAGAAGAAGAGAUUCUAGAUGCUAGGCCAGAUCAAAACGAAGUAGAAAAGAGAAGGAGCAAGAGAAAAGGAAUUGCCAGCGGGAAGAGGAAGCGAGGACGAGAUAGGGAAGGAAAGAGAGGCAGGAAGGGAGGAGGAGAGAAAGUAAGAGAGAGAGAGGGAGGGAGGGGAGGGAGGGAGAGGGAUGGGCGCUGGGAUGGGUAGAAGCGGCACGAGCGGCGGUCUGCUCGAGGCACUUCCUACGGGAACUCCCCUGCACGUGGCGAUGCUCGGUCUCGAUAGCGCCGGGAAGACGACCGCCCUGUACAGACUAAAAUUCGAUCAGUAUCUCAAUACCGUACCGACUAUUGGCUUUAACUGCGAGAGAAUUCGCGGUGGCAUCGGAAAAGCUAAAGGUGUUAAUUUUCUUGUGUGGGAUGUCGGCGGGCAAGAAAAGCUACGGCCGCUGUGGAAAUCUUACACGAGAUGCACCGAUGGUAUUAUUUUUGUCGUUGACUCUUGCGAUACUGAACGGCUUGAGGAGGCAAAAAUGGAGCUCACUAGGACGGCGAGAAGUCCGGACAAUGCGGGUGUGCCGAUCCUAAUCCUCGCCAAUAAACAAGAUUUGCCUGGUGCGAAAGAAGUUAGUGAACUAGAGAAGCAUCUGGGAGUGUUAGAACUAACCGGAAUGCCAGGCAGCGCUUGUAUUCGUGUGCAACCAGCGUGCGCUAUUACAGGCGAAGGACUUCACGAAGGCUUGGACACACUGUACCAGCUGAUAUUGAAACGACGCAAAUUGGCCAAACUAAAUCGGAAACGGGCCAGGUAGGCCAGGGCUUCGGAAGACUGCACAUGCGUCUUCUGAUAUUGUCGAUUGCGGACAGCCUCUCCUUUGGCGACGCUUUCCACAACUUCCAUCUCGUUCUCUCUUUCCAAUUGCGAUGAGGACGUAGCACAUUAACUCGAAAGAAGUGAACGGUGAUCACGAAGGGUGCGAUCACUUCCCUCUGACUUUCACUCUCAGCGAGAUGCUGUUGGAAUUACUAGCAUCGAUUUUUAGAUGUGUGUGUGUGUGUGUGUGUGUGUGUGUGUGUGUGUGUGUGUGU